Molecule: messenger RNA, 2437 nt
Organism: Coffea arabica (coffee)
Lineage: Eukaryota; Viridiplantae; Streptophyta; Magnoliopsida; Gentianales; Rubiaceae
Product: E3 ubiquitin-protein ligase RGLG4-like
Biological process (GO): protein ubiquitination
Cellular component (GO): nucleus
Molecular function (GO): ubiquitin-protein transferase activity
Source: RefSeq, a predicted model, not a curated record
UCACAGCAAUACUAGGACCCCCUUUGUUCUGGAUUUUGUUUGAGGUGGCAUCUGUGUAUGUAUAUAAGCACUGAGUGUUGGUUCUGGAAUGCUCUUAGCUCUUCAUGCCUUCUUGUGGUUGGGCCCGUAUCAUCCUUUUCCAUAUUCCUCGAGCUUCCAAGCUGUUUGCAUUCAUACCAUUCAUCCAUUGCCUUCUCUGUGAUUUGUAGCUAGGACGUCAAGCCUAUCAUUAUUGAAGUUCUGCAUGUUUCUGGCUUUCCAUAUAUAUUUGUCACAGAAAAUUUGCUAUGGCUUCGGUAUGACGCAGUCCAUCUGCGCUCCUUCUAGCUUCCUGUAAAGCUUCCGACCAAUUCCGGAAUUUCCACUUGUGUUCCUUCAGUCCGUCCUCCCAUUUGAUUGGAAAUGUCCUCUCUCGCUUUACAAUGAAACAGUAGGUGCUCUAAGGUCCCAAACUUGACGCCAAGGCUUCGAAUUCGAUUCCUCUUUCCUGGUGCUGGUGCUACCAUUCUUCUGGUAGAAUUUCUUAAAGAAACCCAUGUGGCAGCUCGUAAUUGGCAUACGUGACACAGCAAAAGUCUUGUAUUACAAUUUAAGUGUGAUGCAAAGUUUGGUAUAAAAGGAAGCAACUUUGGGCAGCUGCUCGGAAACUUGCUGAUGAUAAGAAUCGAACCGUUGGGGUGCGAGUUGGAAAAGAACAUUUUCGCCUUUAAGAACACCUCGCAAGUUUCAGUAAAGAAAGCAAGGAAGGAAGAUAAUGUGAUUGUGAUGGGCAAUAUUAUGUUCUUCCCAAAAUUUAGCAAAAAGAGUAUCCGUAGUAGUAAUAGUAGGGGUGUUUCUGGUUCCAUCUCUUCUGCCGACAGUAGCAGCGAGCUAAGACACAGAGGAUCAGAACCACCACCAAUAAUCACAAGAAGAGGACUACCACCACCAGCACCAACUGCUCGUAACCGGCCCUUUUCUUCUUCAUCUUCAUCUUUCUCCUCAACUUCUUCUUCCCACCUACCACGGCCCACUUCAAUUAAUAUUGGUACCAAAGUUUCUAUGGACAGUAGUAGUGGCAGUAACAGCAGCACCAUUAAAAGCAGCAAGAAGUAUGAGUACAUCCCAGAUAAUUUCUCAUCUCUUGAUCAGGUCACAGAAGCUUUGAAAGAAUCAGGUCUAGAGUCAUCCAAUUUGAUUCUCGGGAUAGAUUUCACUAAAAGCAAUGAAUGGACAGGUAAAGUUUCAUUCAACAAUCGAAGCCUACAUGCCAUUGGUGAUGCACCUAAUCCAUAUGAGAAAGCCAUAUCUAUCAUUGGAAAGACUUUGGCUCCCUUUGAUGAAGACAACUUAAUACCAUGUUUUGGUUUUGGUGAUGUUACCACACAUGAUCAAGAAGUCUUUAGCUUUCACAGUGAUCAUUCUCCUUGCCAUGGCUUUGAAGAAGUUUUAGCCUGCUAUAAGAGAAUAACUCCCAACCUGCAAUUAUCUGGGCCAACAUCCUAUGGACCAGUAGUAGAUGCUGCAGUAGACAUAGUAGAGAGGAGUGGUGGACAGUAUCAUGUUUUGGUUAUAAUAGCAGACGGCCAGGUUACAAGAAGUGUUAAUACAAGUGAUGUAGAACUCAGCCCACAAGAAGCGAAAACCAUCAAGUCAAUAGUCAAUGCUAGUUUGUAUCCACUGUCAAUUAUUCUUGUUGGAGUUGGUGAUGGACCUUGGGAGGACAUGAAAAAGUUUGAUGACAAGCUCCCAGCUCGUGAAUUCGAUAAUUUUCAGUUUGUCAAUUUUACUGCUAUUAUGAGCAAGGACCAAAGUGCUUCUGAAAAAGAAACUGCAUUUGCUCUUGCUGCCCUGAUGGAGAUCCCAAUCCAAUAUAAGGCAGCCAGAGAACUUGGCCUUCUGGGUCGCGUGACAGGUAGAGCAAAGAAAAUAGUUCCACGUCCCCCGCCAGUUCCUUAUGCUCGUCGUACAACAUUUGAGUCGAGAGAACAAAGCAAUCUUUCAGCUUCUCUUCCAGAUGAAAGAAGUCAGGACUGUCCGGUUUGCUUAACAAAUGGGAAGAAUCUGGCCUUUGGCUGUGGACAUAUGACUUGCAGAGACUGCGGAUCAAGGGUAUCAAACUGUCCAAUUUGUCGCCUGCCAAUAACCAGUCGUCUCAGGCUUUAUACUUGAUGUUGUAGCUGGUGCAACUACCUAACAGGAUAUGUACUCCAUUUGCUGUUAUCUUAUUUGCUUUCCAUGGUCUGCCAAGAUAUCAAGUUCUGAAACGGGGUUUCCUAUUCUGUAAAUAUUAUGAAGUGCAAAGCACUCAGUAAACGUGUUGUAUAUUGGUAGUAAUCUGUUGCAUGUAAUUUACUGCUUCUGUAAUAUGUAAUCUCUGAGAGAGACUGAUAUUUGUACAAGUUAAAUCCAUCAACAUUGGUAUGUUUAUGAGGAUCUAGAGAACUUCAGUCUCUCU